AUGUCAAAACAGGUUGUUCUUGUCACUGGUUGCUCUACAGGCGGCAUUGGUUAUUCACUUGCAAAGAAAUUCGCAGAGAAGGGAUGUCUCGUAGUAGCAACUGCUCGUCGCGUUGAAGCUUUAGAAGGCCUAGAAGCGUUUGACUGUGAAAAAGAAACAUUGGAUGUUACAGAUAAGAAAUCAAUUGAUGCAGUAAUCAAAAAAAUAAUUGAUAGUCAUGGUCACAUUGACAUCUUGGUCAAUAAUGCAGGCUCGCCUGCUGUUGGUGCCUUGCUAGAUAUUGAUAUGUCAGUUGUUGAACAGUGUGUUAACACUAAUGUUUAUGGUGUGUUAGCUAUGUGUCAGGCUGUAGGAAGACAUAUGGCAGAGAGAGGUCAAGGAAAGAUUGUCAACAUUGGCUCUGUAGUAGGCUAUGGAGGCACACCUUGGGCAGGUAUUUACUCCAUGUCUAAGGCUGCUGUUCAUUCCAUGUCAGAUGUUCUUCGUAUGGAAUUGAAGCCUUUUGGCAUUCAAGUUGUUGUUGUUGCACCUGGUGCUAUUGUUUCUAAUAUUGGCAAUGCUGGUUCCAAAACAGUGCAUGUUCCUGAAGAUUCCCUUUAUACCUCGGUUUCCAAAUAUAUUAUUGGUCGAGCCAAUUUAUCCCAAGGUCCUGGCUCAACUCCAACAGAUGUAUUUGCCGAGCACGUUGUCAAGAAGGUUACUCAGCCAGUUGCUCCUCGUUAUGUGACUUUUGGUGCUACCUCUUGGGUCUUUUUGCUGCUUUUUUACCUUCCCUUAUUUAUCAGAGAACUGAUCUUUUCCAAACGCUUUGGUGUAAACACAAUUAAACGAACAAAACAAGAAUAA
This is a messenger RNA of Gilbertella persicaria, 846 nucleotides long. RefSeq lists its product as uncharacterized. Gene Ontology annotation, cellular component: endoplasmic reticulum. NCBI's taxonomy places the organism in Eukaryota, Fungi, Mucoromycota, Mucoromycetes, Mucorales, Choanephoraceae. Gene Ontology annotation, molecular function: oxidoreductase activity. The coding region runs from base 1 to 846 and encodes 281 amino acids. The transcript is spliced from 10 exons. The record is from RefSeq and is a predicted model, not a curated record.